UCAUUCUACUGAUCAGACGGAACGAACACGCACACACACACACAUACACGCACACACACACACCUAUACACACACACACACACACACACACACACACACCUCAUGGAGCUCCUCCUCCUUCCCUCCUUCUCAGGGAUUCUCUUCAGAAGCAGCUUCAGUCGGCAGGAAGCGGAUGUUCUUCUCUGCAGGUUCCUGUCGCGGACGUGAGGAGGAGAAACAUUGAUUGACAGCUGCUGAUCAGAGGUCUGUUAAGACCCCCUCCUUAAGGUCUGGGGCGACCCUCCUCCCAGAGCCCAGACCAUUGACAACCAUCAAACCAAACUCUGACACAAGCAGCAUCACCUGCUGAGCCGUGAUUGGACGCUAGAAGACCACCUAUCUGUCUACCGGUUUAUCUACCGGCCAACGGUCCGUCAGCUCUUAUUGUGAUGGCGACUUCCUGUUUGCAACUGCUGAUUAAAGAUCAGAGAUAAGAGCCGUUACCAUGGCAAUUGAUUCACACUGACCAAUGGCGGUCCCCUCUGUUUGGAGACCUUCUCCUAAAUAUAGACUAUUCCUUUAAAUUGUCCAAACACUUAAUCCUCUUCUUCUUCUCUUCCUCCACAGGAUGUCAAGUAACUGGUCCGUCGUGCAGCGGUUAUCCCAGGCUCCGCCCACUGGUCCCACACUGCCGCCCCAUCUCAACGCCUCCAGGUUCCCCCCUCUCAUGGACUGGGAGGCUCCCAGCUUCACCCGGGCAGCCCAGUUCCGCGUGGGCGCCACCUUCGUCCUUUUCAUGUUCGCUGCCUGCAGCAACCUUGCCCUAUUGGCCAGCGUAUGGUGGGGGCGUGGCCGGCGGCUAUCCUCUCACCUGCGGCCGCUGAUGCUGAGCCUGGCGUCGGCCGACCUGGUAAUGACCUUUGUGGUGAUGCCUCUGGAUGCGGUGUGGAACAUGACGGUGCAGUGGUACGGAGGAGACGCCCUCUGCCGGCUCCUGUGCUUCCUGAAGCUCUUCGCCAUGCACGCCUCCGCCUUCGUCCUCGUGGUGGUCAGCCUUGAUCGCCAGCACGCCAUCCUGAACCCGCUGGAUGCCCUGAGCGCGCACCGCCGCAACAGAGUCAUGCUGCUGCUGGCCUGGUGCCUCAGCCUGCUGCUUGCAUCGCCUCAGCUCGUCAUCUUCCGGGCCAUCAGAGUGGAGGCCGUGGACUUCACUCAAUGUGCAACUCACGGGAGCUUCAGCCGCCGCUGGCAGGAGACGGUCUACAACAUGUUCCACUUCUUCACGCUGUAUGUUGUCCCCCUGCUGGUGAUGAGCUGCUGCUACAGCCGCAUUCUGCUCCACAUCCACCAGCAGCACAUGAGGGAGAAAGGUGAGUCAUACCUGCGGCGCAGCGGCACUGGCAUCAUCCCGAAGGCCCGGUUGAAGACCCUGAAGAUGACGGUGGUCAUCGUACUGUCCUUCGUGGUGUGCUGGACGCCGUACUACCUGCUGGGGCUGUGGUACUGGUUCCAGCCAGCCAUGCUGCGCCUCACACCCGAGUACGUGCAUCAUGGCCUCUUUGUCUUUGGGAACCUGAACACCUGCUGCGACCCCGUCAUCUAUGGCUUCUACACGCCCUCCUUCAGGGCCGACCUCGCUGCCUGCUGCCGUCGGACCAGGAGCGCACCGCUGUCGCCACCGACGGCAGCAGGGCGUUAGACUGACACCAACCAAUGAGAGGACGGGGGGGUGAUGAUGUCACAGUCGGAAUACGUCUGCAUUGGAAUUGCCAAAUGUCCCCGGAAGGUUCCUCACUGAGAGAAAGGAAGUGAAGUGAAGUGAAGUGAAGUAGUGUAAGUGGCGCCAGGAUAAGAGCUGUUUGACCUCUCUAAUGCUGAGGAAAGGAGCUGCACUGCUUCCUCCCUUAGCUCCUUUAGGAAACAACGGACCUUACUUUUCGAAAGGAAAGGAGAUAAUUCCGUCCCACAAUUCCCAGCGCUGUCAAUAUUCAGGGGUCUCAAACUCGCGGCCCGCGGGCCAAUUGCGGCCCUCGGGACGAUAUUUUGUGGCCCCAUCCUUAAUAUGAAAGUGUAAUGUUAGUGCGGCCCGCGAGUUUUAUACUGUACCCCCACUGUCAGCUAACUGUGUGGGACAUGUUAUAAUGUUCUGGUUUCCUACUG
Messenger RNA from Gasterosteus aculeatus aculeatus (three-spined stickleback), 2139 nucleotides. NCBI's taxonomy places the organism in Eukaryota, Metazoa, Chordata, Actinopteri, Perciformes, Gasterosteidae. The record is from RefSeq and is a predicted model, not a curated record.